AUGGCUUCUGCUGGUGAACGUCAAACGUUGCGCCUUGGGAAUACAGCUCCCAACUUCGACGCCGAGACCACCGCUGGUCCCAUCAACUUCCAUGAAUUCAUUGGCGACAACUGGGUAGUCCUAUUCUCGCACCCGGAAGAUUACACCCCUGUCUGCACUACUGAGCUCGGUGCAUUCGCAAAACUCGAGCCUGAGUUCACCCGGCGUGGCGUGAAGCUCAUUGGCCUUUCUGCCAACACGAUUGAGAGCCACGGUGGUUGGAUCAAGGACAUCAACGAGAUCAGUGGGAGCAACCUCAAAUUUCCCAUUAUUGGUGACAAGCAGAGACAGGUGGCUUUACUGUAUGACAUGCUUGACGAGCAGGAUGCCACCAACGUCGAUGAGAAGGGUAUCGCUUUCACCAUCCGUUCUGUCUUCAUUAUCGACCCAAAGAAGACCAUCCGACUCAUCAUGUCUUAUCCUGCUUCAACUGGACGCAAUACUGCAGAGGUCCUUCGUGUAGUCGAUUCUCUCCAAACCGGCGACAAGCACAGAGUUACCACACCUAUCAAUUGGGUACCUGGCGACGACGUGAUCGUACAUCCUGCAGUCAAGAACGACGAAGCCAAGACCUUGUUCCCUGAUUUCAAGAUCAUCAAACCAUAUCUGAGGACCACUCCUUUGCCAAAGGAGAAGACCAGUGCUGCAUAG
This is a messenger RNA of Endocarpon pusillum Z07020, 690 nucleotides long. Its product is annotated as Mitochondrial peroxiredoxin PRX1. Gene Ontology annotation, biological process: cellular response to oxidative stress; cell redox homeostasis; cellular oxidant detoxification. Lineage: Eukaryota; Fungi; Ascomycota; Eurotiomycetes; Verrucariales; Verrucariaceae. Gene Ontology annotation, molecular function: peroxiredoxin activity. Bases 1 to 690 code for a protein of 229 amino acids. Gene Ontology annotation, cellular component: cytosol; mitochondrion. The transcript is spliced from 2 exons. The record is from RefSeq and is a predicted model, not a curated record.